AUGCUGGGCACGCUGGGCGCGGUGCGCACCGCGUCGCUGCGCAUCGCUACGCCGCUGCAGACGGCGCUGAUGCCGUCGAGUGCACUCGCACGGCCGGGCCUCGAGACGCUGCCGACGUUUGCGUUCGGUGGUGCGAUCCAGACGCGUAACUCGGCCAAGCGCGGCGGUGGUACGACCAAGAACAACCGCAACAGUGCGGGUCGCCGCUUGGGUGUCAAGCGCUCGGGAUCGAUGUUUGUGUACCCGGGCGAGAUCCUCGUGCGCCAGCGCGGCACGUCGUGGCACGCAGGCGAAAACGUCAAGAUGGGCCGCGACCAUACUCUGUACGCCACAGAGCCGGGCGUCGUCUGGUUCUACAAGCCGCAGCAGGCACAGAAGCAUGCCGAGCAGAAGCCGGCACUGGGGGAGCUGCCGCUCCGCCUCUUGAAGCCGACGACGAUCACACAGGCGACGCCGGAAGCGGUCAAGCCGCACCCUUCGUCGCCCCGCCGCGAGCGGCGGUACGUCGGCGUGGCGCUCAGCCGCGAGCUCUCGCUGCCGACCAAGAUCGGCGCGCCGCGGCCACGCCGCUUUGAUAAGAUUGACCUGAACGCGCUCGAGCGCGAAAAGGAGCUGCGGCGCAAGGGCAUUGAGCCGAUUGCGCUUGAUCCAUCCCUUGCGUAG
Messenger RNA from Malassezia japonica, 663 nucleotides. It is a transcript of the gene MRPL2, whose product is annotated as 54S ribosomal protein L2 mitochondrial. Lineage: Eukaryota; Fungi; Basidiomycota; Malasseziomycetes; Malasseziales; Malasseziaceae. Bases 1 to 663 code for a protein of 220 amino acids. Gene Ontology annotation, molecular function: structural constituent of ribosome. Gene Ontology annotation, biological process: translation. The record is from RefSeq and is a predicted model, not a curated record. The transcript has 2 exons. Gene Ontology annotation, cellular component: mitochondrial large ribosomal subunit; ribosome.